GGGCGGAAGCGGGGGUGGCGGGGCGCCGGGCGGUCGGGCCGCCGCUCGGGCUGGUUUGCGCGUGGAGGCCGGGAAGGUAGAGCUGCGUGUGCCGCGCGGCUGCUUUCCUCGCUCUAGCUGCCGGCAAGCGGGGUGUUGACGCCCGUCGCCCAGGCCCCGGGGAUCCCCCCGGCCGGGCUUCCUUGGAGGAGACGCGGCCCCCCCGGCACUUGGGACCCGGGCGUCUCGGACCGCUCGUCCUGUCGCUGGGGAACCGCGCGCGGGCCGGAGCAGCUGGCAGAAGCAGGCCGGAGCCUUCCGGGGCCUCGGGCGCGGGGACCCGUGGAGGAUGAGCUGGCUCUUCCCGCUGACCAAGAGCGCCUCCUCCUCCGCAGCUGGGUCCCCCGCUGGCCUCACCAGCCUCCAGCAGCAGAAGCAGCGCCUCAUAGAGUCCCUCCGGAAUUCACACUCCAGUAUAGCUGAAAUACAGAAAGAUGUGGAAUACAGAUUGCCAUUCACCGUAAACAACCUGACAAUUAACAUUAAUAUAUUACUCCCUCCACAGUUUCCUCAGGAAAAACCAGUGAUCAGUGUUUACCCACCAAUACAACAUCACUUAAUGGAUAAACAAGGAGUAUAUGUUACCUCUCCAUUAGUAAACAAUUUUACAAUGCACUCAGAUCUUGGAAAAAUUAUUCAGAGUCUGUUGGAUGAGUUUUGGAAGAAUCCUCCAGUUUUAGCUCCUUCUUCAACAGCAUUUCCAUACCUGUACAGUAAUCCAAGUGGGCUGCCUCCUUAUGCAUCUCAGGGUUUCCCAUUUCUUUCUCCAUUUCCCCCACAAGAACCUAACAGGACUGUCACUUCUUUGUCUGUUGCUGACACUAUUUCUUCUUCAACAACAAGUUACACACCAGCCAAACCUGCAGCUCCUUUUGGCAUCCUUUCAAAUCUGCCGCUACCUGUUCCUACAACAGACACAUCAGCACCGAUAAGCCAAAAUGGUUUUGGUUACAAGAUGCCAGAUGUUCCUGAUACAUUUCCAGAACUCUCAGAACUAAGUGUGUCACAGCUUACAGAUAUGAAUGAACAAGAGGAAAUAUUACUAGAACAGUUUCUGACUUUGCCCCAACUAAAACAGAUUAUUACUGACAAGGAUGACUUAGUAAAAAGUAUUGAAGAGCUAGCAAGAAAAAAUCUCCUUUUGGAGCCCAGCUUGGAAGCCAAAAGGCAAACUGUUUUAGAUAAGUAUGAAUUGCUUACACAACUGAAAUCUGCUUUUGAAAAGAAGAUGCAAAGGCAGCAUGAACUUAGUGAGAGUUGUAGUGUGAGUGCCCUACAGGCAAGACUGAAAGUAGCUGCACAUGAAGCUGAGGAAGAAUCUGAUAAUAUUGCUGAAGAUUUCUUAGAGGGAAAAACUGAAAUAGAUGAUUUUCUCAGUAGCUUCAUGGAAAAGAGAACAAUCUGCCACUGUAGAAGAGCCAAGGAAGAGAAACUUCAACAAGCAAUAACAGUGCAUAGCCAAUUCCAUGCCCCACUAUAGAUUUUCCUGAAAACAUAAACCACCAAGACAGAAAUGACACAAGACUAAGCACAUUUAUAUGUAUGAUUUGCAAAUUGGCAUUUCAUCACAAUGGCUGAAUUCAUAAAUAUUCUGGAUAGACUAUAUGCAGAACUGAGACUGAUUUUGUACAGAUUAUAGAAUAACUGCUGUGGUCUUUGCUUUGAGAAAUUUUUCUGCAUGAUUUGCACUAUAAAUGUUUAUUUAUUGUUGAUAAAUCCUAUCAUAUUUAAGUUCCACUGCUGUUCCUCUUUUAUUAAGUACCUAUGCAUGUAAUUUUAGCUAGUAUCAAUAUUUUAUAAAGUUGCUUCAUUUAAAUUUAUAUUUUUAGUUUGAAACUGCCUCAUUUCUUUAUCAAAAAUGGUUUGUUUAGAUAUUUUUCCUCUUAACCUUUUUGAAAAAUGACUAUUUUCAACUAUAGAAAGCCUUAUUUUUCCUUCUAUCAUGAUGAUAAAACUUUAAAAAACAUUUGUUUUUAAAUUAUUCAUAGUGUCAGGAAAUAUCAAACCUACUAAUGUGCCAUCUGAAAAAAGUAACUUUUAAUACACAAUAAAUCAAGAGAAUACAUCAGCUGCCCAUUUAUUGUUUAAUUUUUAAAAUUAAAGAUACAUUUAAGAAGCAAUACAGUUAAAUAAUUAUUUUACCUAGCAGAAAAAAAAUUGCCUUCCACUUCACCCAGUCCAACAUAAACUUUCAUACUAAUUUUUUUAUAUAAAUAUGAUAGAUUUAUGAUUGGAUAAUGAAAUACUUUAUAAAUUCCUAGUGUUAAAAACAAUCUUUUUGUUAAUAAAUAGAAAAUCUAGACACAGAAGUCAAUGAAUUUUUUUGACCUUUACUGUGAGUUAGCUUUUCAUAAGAGAACAGCUUUAGUAAUAAUAUUUAACUUUUAGGCAGUCCAGUUUUUAAUUAGUUUUAUUAAAUUUGCUCUUUAAAUGAUACAGUGUUCAGUAGUUUGCUUCUGUACCAUGUUUCAGAAUGAACACAUUUUAUGGGUAGCUGUAAAAGCUAAUAAAGGAGAAAAUCUGUAACUAUAUGUAUCUGAGGCUUGGUAAGUUAGUAUCUAAAUCACAAAACAAUUUAGUGCAAAUUUUUGUUUAAAUUUCAUCUCAAUAUAUAUUGUUAUUUCCAAAUGCCAGCAUAUAGUAGUACAGAUUUCUUUUUCCUUCAUUCUGUUUCUUUCUAUACACAUUCUUGGCAAUAGAACUUUAGGAAAAACAAAAUUAUUUUCCUAGACUUGAAAAAUAUUUAAUCUGUCUUUGCUUUGUGGAAGAGCAAGUAUUCAUAUGGACUAUAAAUAUAUAAUUGGAAUAAAGAUGUUAACUUUCACUAA
This is a messenger RNA of Canis lupus familiaris (dog), 2867 nucleotides long. RefSeq names its product VPS37A subunit of ESCRT-I (gene VPS37A). Gene Ontology annotation, biological process: ubiquitin-dependent protein catabolic process via the multivesicular body sorting pathway; protein targeting to membrane; protein targeting to vacuole. Gene Ontology annotation, cellular component: ESCRT I complex. The record is from RefSeq and is a predicted model, not a curated record. Bases 329 to 1519 code for a protein of 396 amino acids. Lineage: Eukaryota; Metazoa; Chordata; Mammalia; Carnivora; Canidae. The transcript is spliced from 12 exons.